Anneissia japonica is the source of this 2489-nucleotide messenger RNA. RefSeq lists its product as uncharacterized. The record is from RefSeq and is a predicted model, not a curated record. The transcript has 4 exons. The coding region runs from base 59 to 1582 and encodes 507 amino acids. Lineage: Eukaryota; Metazoa; Echinodermata; Crinoidea; Comatulida; Comatulidae.
CCAUUUUCCCGCGAACUUCGAAGUGUAUCUGCCUGGAUAUUUCGUUGAGGCAUUCAACAUGAGUAAACGCAAAGUGGAUGAAGCUGAGACUACAUGUGGCACAUGGCUAACUACAAGGAAUAAGAAACAGGAUUUGAAGGAGUUUGAAUCAAAUAUGCAACGGUUGUCGCAGCGACGGUUCAAGCUCCUAAGACUUUCUAAACGACCAGUUGGCAUGGUGACAGCUGUUAAGCAGAGUAAACUCUCAGAUUUUUUCCCAAAUUUUAAUUCCGGAAAGGAAAACAGCUGCACCCAUCACUAUCACAAUACAACUGAGAAACCCCAGCAGAUCAAAGGUCAAACUGCCACAAUUGAUGGAAUGUGGACAAAUGUUAAGUUUGAAGAAGCAUCAUCACAAAAGCAUAUACCACUAUCAGCUGUUAACUAUCCAUCAUCACCAGUCAAUAGAGGGUGCUAUCAUGUUUCAGCAGAUGAUGCAAGCACACUUCAAUGCAAGACAGACAGAUAUGACUUGAAUAUUAUGAACCAGCAUAGUGUAUUGAACUAUGACAAGUGCAGUAGUAACAGAACCAUAGAGGCCAGUCGUGCAAGAGUUACAAAGCACAGUAAGAUUCAAACCAACGAGGGAAGCAGUCAUGUUAUUGAUAACAAAAGCUCUCGCCAGGCUUCAAAUGAUAGUAUUGACAUAUUUGAAUUAAGUUCAUAUAAUUCAAGAGAUGAAACUAAUGCCUCUUAUAUAAUAAGUGAUAAUUUUCAUAGAAAUUCAUCAAAUCAGAAAAUUCAUGAAAUUGACAAUUCUGAGAAUUUUGACAUACACUCAGUGCAAACACCAGAGAAUGAGAAUGUUCUUAUGAAGUCGAAUGUGGAUGUAGUGACUGCACUGAUUCUUCAGAAUACGAGACAUCAAUCUAUUCUUGAACGAGGUUUUAAGAAUGUUUCAACAGAAAAUGAGAAAAGCUCGGAGAUUCUACCUAAUGGUUCACAAUCACAGACUUGGUCAGAAAAUUUUGGCAUGAUCCACCAAAGUGAGCCCUCUAGUGAAACAUUGCUCAGUGAAGAUUAUUCUUUUAGAAGUCUCAGGUUUACUCUUGACUCUGAAGAACAAAUCUUGAAGCUGCAGGAAUCCUGUAUUGAUUCUGAGAACCUGAAAGACAAAUUGCAUGAGUUCGACAGUGAGGAACCCAUCUUAAAGUUGCCAGAAUCUUGUCUUGAAUCUGAGGACUUAAAAUUACAAGAGACUUGUGUUGAAACAGAGAGACCCAACAUAAAAUUGCAAGAAUCUCUUCUUGACUCUGAAGAACUGAUGUCAAAUUUGCAAGACUCUGGUUGGAAUAAUAAUCAUAUACUCCAGAAGAAACACACUAGUAGACAAAAGAAAGAUAAACCACAUUUUGGAGAUUUUUAUCAACUUGAUUUUACUCAAGAAAAAGGUGAAUAUGGUAAUAUGAAUAAAAAAAGUCCUAAUUCUCAACACAACACCACCAUUGAUUCAUUGAACGAAAUUGACCAUAACUUUAGUCUUUUAAACUCACUCGAACUGGUUGAAGAUUCACAAGGUUGUUUACAAGUUAAAGGAAGUUAAUGCAUAGAGUAAGUGUAUUCUACAUGUCAGCAUUGUGGAGUCUCGCAAGUUCAUAAGGAAAUUUCAAGCGAGAUCACAUUAAUCCUGGUUACUUGAAGACACUAUAUAUUGUGGUUUGUUUAACCUGUGAUUGUGAUGAAUUCAGUGAUUUGUUUCAGCAGAGGGGUGUCAGUGAUUGGACUUAAACCUUGACUCGAACCAAACAAAAUAUUUCAUUUUCAUUAUUGGCACAUUCAUUCAUUCGAAAAUGAAAUUAUCAGAUUCUCUGUUGGGCAUCCUGCUUCUCAUAAAUGAAUAUCCUAGGAAGAUAUGCCUUUUGAUUGUUCUGAAUAUGUAUGUAGUGUGGGAGUUCGAUUGCAAGGCCUGACACCUUGUGUUAUUGGGCAAGGCAUGUUUAAAUAAUAUGUUACAUAAGAUUAUAUAAAUGAAUCCUGUACCAAUGUAAAAAGUGAAUGGUUUAAAACUCCCUGUUGCUCUACGAAAAAAAAAAUUCACAAUUCUUAUAAUACAUUCUGUAUUUAAUGAAAUAAUGUUAUCAAAAAUGUUAUUAAAGUUAAAAUAAAUGUAUAUAAAUUUUUAAGCAAAUAUUUAUCAUGAAACACAAAAUUUCAUAAAUUAUAUGAAUAUUUUAAAGCUAAAUUAUGUUUUGUGGGAAAAUAAAUAUUUACUUUCCAUGUUAUGGUUUUAACAUUAAUAGACUGGGGCUCAUUCAUUUCUUUACAUAAAUGUGAUUCAAAUUUUAUAUAUUGUGUUUUCUCACAUUUUUAAAAAUCUCCAGCUGAUUAAAACUAGGCCUAAACUGAUAUAAAUUAUAAAAUAGGUUUCAGGGGUUGGUUAUUGUUCAAUUUUUCAAUAUCUUAUUUAAAUGUACAUUUAAAAAAAUAAAGUUGUUGAUGCAUGCAAAUAA